GCUGGAGAAACUCUUUGGGUUCAAAAACGUGUUUCCGCCGCUUCGGAAUCGACCCAUGCAUGACAGGGACUGAGAGCGAUGAAGUCAUUCAGAACCAGCUGGUGRGAUUUACCRGAAGACUAUAUUAUGGGAACACUUACAGCRWUCUURAUARWAAWGCGAUGCGGCUAGACAGACUGGAUUUUGACUUGAUUGGGAGUGACGGCCGACAUCUCCCACUGCAAAUGUUCUUCUGGCAGGGACCUUACCCAGAUGAUGCUUACCUAUCAGGCUGCUCCGCAGAUGUCUGGGACCGGGACACAGGGUUGCUCAUCUCACAUGUUGCAAGGUCCUAUGACCCGCAAAUCUCAAAGGUGAAAGUGCUAACAAAAAACCUUCAACCUGGGGGGUACAAGCCCCACCAUGAUGUCCCUACUGUGCUGAAGGAAACAUCGUUCUUAAAUGCACUUUGCGUAUCUGAAGGAGGAGGAGGAGGAGGAGGWGGAGGAGGAGGAGGAGGAGRAGRRGGRSRASRAGGAGRARRRRGRGRAGRRGGRGRAGRASRASRAGGAGGAGAAGCAGGAGAAGGACGUGGUACAGGUACUAGGACUUUCAAAGAGCACCGGGAGGCGCUAUUUGACAGUGAUCACGAUAUGUUCACAUCUCGUACAAAACAGAGAAGAUCCACCCCUCCACACAGCGUGGACUGGAAAGUGAUGAAAUCUCUGCAGAAGCUUCACAAGUCUUCUGUCAGUUUAGUGUCGUACAAGUACCACAGCAAGUCCGAGAUUGAGCGCUUGAUUCCCAUUGCAGCUCGAUUGCGAGAACUGGUGCUAGGCGCGAUGCACCGGGGUUGCUUCGAUAAGAUGGUUGCCGAGUUGCGACUUCGCCCUUCAUAUCUGAGGGAUCCCGUCCAGACUGCCUGUGCGCAAUUUGCCCACAUCUUCAGGGGAUCGCAGUGGGAGGAACUACCUCAGCAGCUCGUGCUCCACAUCUUGCAGUUUUUGCGCCCACAACGGCAUGUCAUAUUUCGACCUCCCUCCAGSACCCAAGCAUCUCGUGAUGCUGCUGCACAAGCCGUUGGGGCGUUCCGGUUUGAACACAGAUGGGGUGGCUCUGACAUACCUGACGCACCGAUCAAGGAAUUGCAUGCAAGGAACCUAGUCUUGCCGAAGUGAGACCAGGUCUGGAACAAGACCAGGUGGGAGUCCCGGAGUGYGCCAAUG
Messenger RNA from Chara braunii, 1205 nucleotides. The record is from the annotation of a GenBank genome assembly. NCBI's taxonomy places the organism in Eukaryota, Viridiplantae, Streptophyta, Charophyceae, Charales, Characeae.